AUGAUCAAUUACUACGCAAGGACCUGGCCAAACGUGGAUCCAAAGGACUCAACGGUCAUCCGAAAUUGGGUCUUCAGCAGCCAUCUCAAGUUCGAGGGACUGGUCAACGAUGAAACGAACGGUAUUGAGGAUGAGCAGCUUUGGCAGAUCGCACUCACGGGAUACAAUUACAAUGAGAUGCAAGCAAGCCAGGAAGCCUACCUAAUCCCUAAGAGACAGAGAAGCAAAGCUAUGACGGUCCUUGCAUUCGAUCACGAACUCAUACUCGCUUCGUCGCAGAAAGGCGAGUCGUUCUCGUAUUAUUAUACGGAUACUCCUGUUGCUAAGGCUCUGGAGCGGUGUCAGGUUACUUGGCGGAGGGAUUUUGGGAAAGAGUCGAUCCAUAAAAAUGAGGGCAAGUGUGGUGAGGAAAUGGCGGCUCAUUUGUACUACUUGGUGCAUCCGGGCAAGUCUUUAAGUUCCCAAAAGCCAAGGGUUGCUACUAUUGUGGGAGGUAAAAGGACUGAUCCUUGUACGGAUAAUAAAGGAGAGAAAUUCGGAUGCAGCACAUUUGUUCAGGAGUACGGCAUUGAUGUCGUGGAUGCCAACAAAGAGUUCAAAGAGUUCAGUCUGAGUGAGAUUGCGGGUGGUAUAGAGAAGAGGAGCCAGAUCCAGUUAUGCUACUCUCCUGAUACGAGCAGCAACAGCAAGAAAUAA
Molecule: messenger RNA, 696 nt
Organism: Aspergillus vadensis CBS 113365
Lineage: Eukaryota; Fungi; Ascomycota; Eurotiomycetes; Eurotiales; Aspergillaceae
Exons: 2
Coding region: 1-696 (231 amino acids)
Source: RefSeq, a predicted model, not a curated record